Adineta ricciae is the source of this 2058-nucleotide messenger RNA. The record is from the annotation of a GenBank genome assembly. NCBI's taxonomy places the organism in Eukaryota, Metazoa, Rotifera, Eurotatoria, Adinetida, Adinetidae.
AUGGAUACAUUUACAAAUGCAUAUGAUGAAAAAAUUCGUCCUCUUAUGGAUAAAAUAGAUCAAGCUCGAUCAUUAUUAUCAUCAGGUAUUGAUGGUGUUACAUUUCCAACUGUUGUUGUAGUUGGCGAUCAAUCAAGUGGUAAAUCAACAUUAUUAGAAUCAUUAUCAUUAGUAGAACUUCCAAAAGGUUCAGGUAUUGUUACUCGAUGUCCACUUGUUUUAAGAUUACGUAAAUCUAAUCAACGACGUGUAUAUCGUUUAAAUAAUGAUAAUCAAAAAAGUUUAUUAGAUGAAGCGAAACUAAAUAUAUUGAAAUAUAUUGAAGAUGAAACAAAGAUAUUAGCUGGUGAUCAUAAGAAUGUUGUUCAUGAUUUAAUUGAAUUAUUAGUUGAAGAUCCUAAUGUACGAGAUUUGACUGUAGUAGAUUUGCCAGGUAUAGCACGUAAUCCAAUAGCUAAUCAGCCAGAAGAUAUUCAUAAACAAACAACAAAUUUAAUUCGUAAGUUUAUUAAGCGAGAAGGUAGUGUUAUUUUAUGUGUUUUUCCUGCGAAUGUUGAUGUUGCAACCGUCGAAUCAUUUACAUUAGCUCGUGAAUUUGAUCCAUCAGGAAUUCGAACAAUUGGAGUUAUAACAAAGUCGGAUCUUGCUACAAAUAAUGAUACAAUAAUACAACAAUUAUUAAUGGAAAAACCUGAUGUUCUUAAGUUAAAAUUAGGUUUUAUUGCUGUACGUAAUCGUAGUACAGAUGAAAAAAUUUCUCUUGAUGAGUCACGACAACGUGAAAAAGAAUUUUUUCGCGAACAUUUUGCUUCGUCUGGAGUUGGAUCGCAUUGUCUGGGUAUCGAUGCACUCAUCGAUCGUCUAGCUGAUUUAUAUUCUGAUCGAAUAAAUGAAACAUUUCCAAAAAUAAGAUCAGAAAUACAACGAAAACUUAAAGAAGUUCAUGAUCAACUAUCAAAACUUCCACCAAAUUUAGAAACCCCAUCAGCACGUUUGGCAAAAUAUUAUGAAUUAGCUGAUUUUUAUGUCGAAAAUGUUCUCAAAAUACGUUUAUCAAGUACAAAUGAUGGUGAACAGAAUAGUAUGAUAAAUAGUCUACAUAUUAAAUUUCAAAAAUUUCAACGAAUCAUUGAUAAAUAUACGCGAGAACUAUUUACAGCUAAAUACCAUACGAAAGUAAAAAACGCUAUGGCAGCUUGUUUUGGUGAGCAACUCCCAAAUUUUCUCCCACAUCCAGUAUUAAAAAAUUUAAUAUGUGCAACACUUGAUCAACUCUGGUGCGCUACAAAAAGUCUAAUUAAGGAUUGUUUUAAUGAAAUAUCAAAAGUACUAUUAGACAAUGAUGAUCGCGUAUGCAAAAAUGAUAUUCUAUUAACAAAAUUAUUACCUGUAUUCCGUAAGAAUGUCACUUCAUAUUUAAAUAAGAAAAAACAAGCAGUACAUGAUCAAUUAGAAGGAUUAAUUCGUUUAGAAAAACAAGAACCAUAUACUACAAAUCAUUAUUAUAUGGAUAAAAUUAAUGAAUUCAAAGAUGUUUUUACGAAAUCUAAAGGAAAAAAUGCGACAGGAAAUCAAGUAACCACAUCGAUGUCAGAUGAAAUGGAUAAAUUAAUGUUUAAUUCAAUUUCUAAUGAUGAUCAAGCAGUACGAGAAAUGUUAAUUAGUAUAUUUUCCUAUUGGAAAGUAUUGACAAAACGAUUUAUUGAUUAUGCAUCAUUAUCAUUACGAGAAGGAUGUGUUUUUGAUGUAUGUUCUGGUAUUCGACAUCGAUUGAGACAUGUUCCUAUUCAACAAUGUGAUUUCAUCGAUUCAUAUCUUCUGGAAGAUGCAUUUAUUCGCAAUCAAAGAAAACAAUUACAACAAACAAAAGAAAGAUUAGAAAAAGUUCAUGCAAUACUUGAUGGUCACAACAUAUUAAGUGAUUCUAAUGACACAUAUACAAAUGUAAUAGAAAACGAUGACAAUACAUUAUUAACAAUUGAUGAAUUAGAACAGAAUCUUACUGGAAAUAAUGAUAGUGAGAAUGAAGAUUUUGAAGACGGACUUUUGGAUGAAUAA